CGCUCCUACACCUCGCCGGGCCUGCUGCUAUCAUGAUUGUUCCCAUCAACAUCUCGCUCUCGUCCACAUCAAACAACGACAACACCUUUCCGCCGCCGCUUGCACAAUUUGGAAGCGAAGGCCUCGUCCUCAUCGAGUUGCAAGGCAAGCUGGACGUGGCUGGAGACAACGAGGGUCAAACAAUCGGGACACUGCGAAUCGAUGAGGCUACAAAGAAGCCGACUCUGCUGAUCGGACACCAUCUUUUGGAGGGCAAGCUGGUGAACUUGCCAAAACCACUCGCUUCCAGCAACAAAGUCGUUGCGGAUGCGUUGGAUACCAUUCCAGACGGGGAUGUAUCUCCGAGGCUCGCCCAACCUACCAGUUGGGACGUGAUAGCUGUGGUGAAGCGCAAGAUGGUCUUCUCUAGGCGACCAAUGCCAAUGGUGGGAAAGGUGUCGAUGGGUGCACCUGAAUCGAAAGGAGGAACGAAAUCCAAAUAGGGGGCAGGAUGCAGGAAGUGAAGUUGUAUCAUCACUUGUUUUGUUGUCUAUGCUGUCCUCGCUUUUUUUGCUCUCAAAGGUUUGGUUCGGG
Fomitopsis serialis is the source of this 573-nucleotide messenger RNA. RefSeq lists its product as uncharacterized. Lineage: Eukaryota; Fungi; Basidiomycota; Agaricomycetes; Polyporales; Fomitopsidaceae. Gene Ontology annotation, cellular component: Ctf18 RFC-like complex. The transcript has 3 exons. The record is from RefSeq and is a predicted model, not a curated record. Gene Ontology annotation, biological process: mitotic sister chromatid cohesion. The coding region runs from base 33 to 482 and encodes 149 amino acids.